GCGGACCGCGAGCGGAGGCUGAGAGCGCCGCCGCCGGAGAAGACCGACCCUCGGCCAGAGCCAGCCUGCGGCGCCCGGGCCUGGCUGGCUGCUUCCCGCCUCAGCCGCUUCUCCGGCUCCCGCCGCCGCAGACACCGUCCAAGAGGGUGCGGCAGAACGCGAGGUCCUACGGCCCAGCCCGGUCCGGUGCGGCCCGGAUCCGUGGCACGGGAGGACCCUUCUGUGGACAUGAGUCGGUAAUGCCCACUGAGGACUUCUGGGAGCCAUGUCAGACGAAUCCGCCUCAGGGAGCGAUCCAGACCUGGACCCGGACGUGGAGCUGGAGGAUGAGGAAGAGGAGGAGGAGGAGGAGGAGGUGGCAGUGGAGGAGCAUGACAGGGAUGACGAGGAAGGCCUGCUGGAUGACACAUCCCUGGAAGGCAUGUGUGGCACUGAGCAUGCCCAGCUGGGGGAAGAUGGGCAGCGGCCGCCGCGGUGCACUUCAACUACCUCAUCUCAGUCUGAGCCUUCAGAGCAGCUUAGGCACCAAGGCAAGAUCCUAGCGUCCGAGGACCCCAAAAAGAAGCGAGCUCAGAAGCCCUCUCACAUGAGAAGAAACAUACGAAAGCUACUCCGGGAGGAUCAGUUGGAGCCCGUAACCAAAGCAGCACAGCAGGAAGAAUUGGAAAGAAGAAAGCGCCUGGAGCAGCAGAGGAAAGAAUAUGCAGCCCCCAUUCCUACUGUCCCUUUGGAGUUCCUACCUGAGGAAAUUGUCUUACGAGCUAGUGAUGGUCCCCAACUCCCUCCUCGGGUCUUAGCCCAGGAAGUCAUUUGUUUGGACAGUAGCAGUGGCAGUGAGGAUGAAAAAAGUAGUCGAGACGAGGUAAUUGAGCUGAGUUCUGGAGAGGAGGAUACGCUGCACAUCGUGGACAGCAGUGAGUCUGUCAGCGAGGAGGACGAGGAAGAGGAGAAGGGUGGCACCCAUGUGAACGACGCCUUAAACCAGCAUGAUGCUCUCGGGCGGGUCCUUGUCAACCUGAAUCACCCUCCAGAGGAGGAGAAUGUCUUCCUGGCCCCCCAGUUGGCACGGGCUGUGAAACCUCAUCAGAUUGGUGGGAUCCGGUUCCUAUAUGAUAACCUAGUGGAGUCCUUAGAAAGGUUUAAGACCAGUAGUGGCUUUGGCUGUAUCCUGGCCCAUAGCAUGGGUCUGGGGAAAACUCUGCAAGUAAUCUCCUUCAUUGAUGUCCUUUUCCGCCAUACGCCAGCCAAAACAGUCCUUGCCAUUGUGCCGGUGAACACUCUUCAGAAUUGGUUGGCAGAGUUCAACAUGUGGCUCCCGGCUCCUGAAGCCCUCCCAGCCGACAGCAAGCCUGAAGAAGUCCAGCCUCGGUUCUUUAAAGUUCAUAUCUUGAAUGAUGAACACAAGACGGUGGCAUCCCGUGCUAAAGUGACGGCUGAUUGGGUUUCAGAGGGUGGAGUGCUGCUGAUGGGGUAUGAGAUGUACAGACUACUCACGCUGAAGAAGUCCUUAGCCACAAGUAGGCCGAAGAAAACCAAGAAACGCUCUCAUCCCGUCAUCAUUGAUCUGGAUGAAGAAGACCGGCAGCAGGAGUUCCGGAGAGAGUUUGAGAAGGCCUUAUGCCGCCCUGGUCCUGAUGUGGUGAUCUGUGACGAGGGACACCGCAUCAAAAAUUGCCAAGCCAGCACCUCACAGGCUCUGAAGAACAUACGUUCUCGUCGGCGGGUAGUGCUGACUGGCUACCCUCUACAGAACAACCUCAUUGAGUACUGGUGCAUGGUGGACUUUGUGCGCCCAGAUUUCCUUGGUACUCGUCAGGAGUUUAGCAACAUGUUUGAACGCCCUAUCCUAAACGGACAGUGUAUUGACAGCACACCUCAGGAUGUCCGCCUCAUGCGCUACCGGAGCCAUGUUUUGCACAGCCUCCUGGAGGGCUUUGUGCAGAGGAGAGGCCACACUGUGUUGAAGAUUCACCUCCCUGCCAAAGAAGAGAAUGUGAUCCUGGUGCGGCUUUCUCAGAUCCAGCGAGAUUUGUACACACAAUUCAUGGACCGUUUCCGGGAUUGUGGUACCAGUGGCUGGUUAGGGCUGAAUCCUCUGAAGGCUUUCUGUGUAUGCUGCAAGAUCUGGAACCAUCCUGAUGUGCUGUAUGAAGCCCUUCAGAAGGAAAACCUAGCCAAUGAGCAAGACCUAGAUGUGGAAGAACUUGGCUCAGCGGGGACCAGUGCCCGCUGCCCACCACACGGCACAAAAGUCAAGGGAGAAGAUAGUGCCUUGCCUUCCUCAAUGGGAGAAGCAACCAACAGCAAGUUCCUACAGGGAGUUGGCUUUAACCCUUUCCAGGAACGGGGCAAUAACAUUGUUACAUAUGAGUGGGCCAAGGAGCUUCUGACUAAUUAUCAGACUGGCGUCCUGGAGAACUCUCCCAAGAUGGUACUGCUUUUCCACCUGAUUGAAGAAAGUGUGAAGCUCGGGGACAAGAUUCUUGUAUUUAGCCAGAGCCUUUCUACCUUGGCUCUCAUCGAGGAGUUCCUAGGGAAACGAGACAUGCCUUGUCUGCCUGGUGCCGAGGGGCAAGGAACACAGAAGUGGGUUCGAAAUGUCAGCUACUUCCGGCUAGAUGGUAGCACCCCUGCCUUUGAGAGGGAGCGGCUCAUUAAUCAGUUCAAUGAUCCCAGCAACCUCACCACCUGGCUGUUCCUUCUCUCUACAAGGGCCGGAUGCUUGGGUGUGAAUCUGAUUGGUGCCAAUCGAGUGGUGGUAUUCGAUGCUUCCUGGAACCCUUGCCAUGAUGCCCAGGCAGUAUGUCGGGUAUACCGUUAUGGCCAGAAAAAGCCCUGUCACAUCUAUCGACUUGUGGCUGAUUAUACUCUUGAAAAGAAGAUCUAUGACCGGCAGAUUUCCAAGCAGGGCAUGUCAGAUCGGGUAGUAGAUGAUCUAAAUCCAAUGCUGAACUUCACCCGGAAGGAAGUGGAAAACCUGCUGCACUUUGUUGAGAAGGAGCCAGCUCCCCAAACAUCUUUGGAUAUAAAGGGGAUCAAGGAGUCAGUCUUGCAACUUGCCUGCCUGAAGUACCCUCACCUCAUCACCAAGGAGCCUUUUGAGCACGAGUCAUUGCUCCUCAACCGAAAAGAUCACAAGCUGACCAAAGCUGAGAAGAAAGCAGCAAAGAAAAGCUAUGAGGAGGACAAACGCACAUCAGUACCCUAUACCCGUCCAUCAUAUGCGCAGUAUUACCCUGCCAGCGACCAGAGCCUGACCAGCAUCCCUGCCUUCAGUCAGAGGAACUGGCAGCCAACACUGAAGGGUGAUGAAAAGCCUGUGGCCAGCGUUCGUCCUGUACAGUCCACCCCCAUUCCCAUGAUGCCCCGGCAUGUCCCACUCAGUGGUGGUGUAAGCUCUGCCUCCAGCACAAAUACAUCCAUGAACUUCCCUAUCAACUACUUGCAGCGGGCAGGAGUCCUUGUGCAGAAAGUGGUUACCACGACAGAUAUUGUUAUCCCUGGACUCAACAGCUCCACAGAUGUUCAGGCAAGAAUCAAUGCUGGUGAGAGCAUCCACAUCAUCCGAGGGACGAAAGGGACAUACAUCCGCACCAGUGAUGGACGCAUCUUUGCUGUCCGGGCGACCGGCAAACCAAAGGCCCCUGAAGAUGGUCGGAUGGCUGCCUCAGGUUCCCAGGGGCCUUCUCUUGCGUCCACAAGCAAUGGCAGACAUAGUGCCUCAUCACCCAAAGCCCCUGAUCCCGAGGGGCUGGCCCGGCCGGUCUCUCCUGACAGCCCAGAAAUCAUCAGUGAACUCCAGCAGUAUGCAGAUGUGGCCGCUGCUCGGGAAUCCCGGCAGAACUCCCCAAGCAUCAGUGCUGCCCUGCCUGGCCCCCCGGGCCAACUUAUGGACAACAGCACCAUUCCUGGGACAGCUCUUGGAACUGAGCCAUGCCUUGGGGGUCAUUGCCUCAAUAGUUCCCUCUUGGUGACUGGCCAGCCCAGUGGUGGCAGGCACCCAGUGCUGGACUUAAGGGGCCAUAAGCGAAAGUUGGCUACUCCGUCUCUCACCCAGGAAUCAGUCCGUCGACGGUCUAGGAAGGGCCAUCUGCCAGCCCCUGUGCAGCCCUAUGAACAUGGGUAUCCAGUCUCUGGCGGGUUUGCAAUGCCGCCUGUCUCCUUAAAUCAUAACCUCACCACCCCCUUCACCUCCCAGGCUGGGGAGAAUUCCCUAUUUAUGGGCAGUAAUCCCUCCUACUACCAGCUGUCCAAUUUGUUGGCAGAUGCCCGCCUGGUGUUUCCAGUGACUACUGACCCUCUGGUGCCAGCAGGCCCUGUCAGUUCCUCUUCCACGGCUACCUCAGUCACUGCCAGCAACCCCUCCUUCAUGCUCAACCCCUCUGUGCCAGGGAUGCUACCCAGCUAUUCACUCCCAUUCUCACAGCCACUCCUGUCCGAGCCCAGGAUGUUUGCGCCUUUCCCUUCCCCCGGCUUGCCCAGCAACCUUUCGCGGGGCGUGUCUGUCUACCCAGGCUAUAUGUCCCCACAUGCAGGCUACCCAGCUGGUGGCCUCCUCCGGUCCCAGGUGCCUCCAUUUGACUCACACGAGGUUGCGGAGGUGGGGUUCAGCUCCAAUGAUGAUGAGGAUAAAGAUGAUGAUGUGAUAGAGGUCACUGGGAAGUAGCUAGGAAGCCCCUGCCACCUCACUUGGGGCCCCUAGGAGGUUGCCCACCAAACUGGAAGGCAAUGAACCUGGUCUUUCUGAAAAUAGGGUACCUGGCAGGAGGGCAAAGAAGACAAAGGAGAGUGGUCGGCCAUACCGGCAGGCUCUAUUGCUGUUCAUUAGAAGAAGAAAGACAAGACACCAGAAACUCCACAGAGCUGUAAUAGUGGGAAAUCAGGGACCGAAAACAGGGAUGGGGUGUGUGGCAGCCUGCCCUUCCUCCCCGUCUUUCUUCUGCUGCCUGCUUAGAUGCCCAUUUGAGUGUAGAAGCGCAUAUCCCAUUCUGCCUUUGGGAACAUCUCUCCCAAGAAAUCUGCCUGAGUUACUUAGUUUGGCCUGAGGGUGGAAGAAGACUGAGGGUGGGCAUGGGGAGCAGACUAGGAUUCCACAGGGAGGGGGAUCUCUUUUAGGAGGUGGGAAGGAAGUGAACCAGGCCGUGUGUGUGUGUGUGUGUGUGUGUGUGUGUGUGUGUGUGUGUGUGAGUGUGAGUGUGAGUGUGAGUGUGUACUCAUGCAUGAAAGAGAACAUGUAUGUAGCAGAACAAGGGUGAAAGUGGGAGGGCAGGGAGGGGAAAAACUAAGAGGUAAACUAAAAAGAAAUGAAUUGAUCUUUUUUGAAGUAUGAAUCAGAGUGUGGUGGUUUAUGGCUACUAAGUUCAACAUCACAGUGAGUCCAGGAGAAGAGCCACGAAAGCCAGUUCCCUUCUAGCUAGGUGAAGAGAAGGCUGGGCUAACUUGAGUCCCACAUUGGUUUUUUAACUUGGGGAAAAUCAUGAGAAAGUGAGUGUUUCCAAUCUCUUAUUCUCUCCACAGUGGCCAUCUCUGAGCAGAUGUCCUUUCCACAUGGGCACGAAGGGCACUGCAGUGUGAGGGUGAGGUGGUGUUGUGGCUGGAAAAGAUGUGCUUCACCAGGACAGGACUGAGCCCCUCCAGCUGCCUGUCUUGGUAGCCUUUCCUCUUCUUUCCCUCCCCAUUAGAAAGCUCCAUGUUAAUUUAUUUCUUAUGGACAAUUAUUUAUUAUUUUCAUUUGGGGGCAAGGGUGGUGGGUGGAGGUUAUAAAGAAGAUAGCAGAUAGUAAAGGAAGUUCUUAAAUAUUCCAGACCCCCAGCUGCUGGUCAAAAACAGAAAGAGAGAAAAGGGCCCAAGGCAGAUGGUGAAUUAAUUGACCAUAGAAAGAGAAUUAGAAUUAACCAAAAGUUCAAUUAAACAGCUAUGUUGUGGGGAGAUGGCCUCUCAGGAAAAUCAGGGUGCCCUGAGACUGGCUAGUUGGGGGUGGUGAGACUCAUUCCAUAGAAACUGAAACUUGGGAUCAUGGACUUUGCUACUGGGAAGUAAGUAACCUCCACAUUUGGAACUGUUGUCCUCUGAUGAUUUCACAGGCCAGUUCUCUGCUGAAAAGUGAAGCUGUGGGUAGGUAGCCUGGGUUGAGGUAAUAGACUAUUGAUUUUGAGUUGGGACUUGUCUUGGCCUCCCUAGCAUAUCAGGUGAUCAGUAUGGGCCUGGUUUCUGGUCCUCCACUUCUCUAAGUAUCACAGGGAAGCCCUUCCUCUGUAGGAGUCUUAUGUCUGGCUUUUUUUUUUUUUUUAAAGAGUACGAACACGAGUCAUUCUGGUCUCCCUUCCUUUGUUCUAAAUACCACGGCAGGGGUGUCUAGUGCUUAAACAUAAACACUGGCUGUUUUCUAUUACUGGUGUGUCCUGUGUCCUAUAGCCCUCUGUCUCCCGAGCUUUUCCAUGCAGACCUUUGAUUAAUAACUCCUGUCUGGCUUCACCUCCUUCCCUUGGCUCCAACCUGGUUGGGCAAUGGCUAGAUCUGCCUCCUAGUCCAAAAGUAUCUUAAGCACUGCCUGUGAGUCUUGACUAGCGAAUUCUCAUUGUUGGGGGAAAGGAGGGAGCUUAAAGGCAGACACUGGGAUUGUCCCAGAGACAAGGAGAGAGAUGGUUGAUGGGGUGUUUGUACUGUCCAGUAACACCAAAGUGGACUUGUGCUUUCUCUCUGUUUUCAUGUGCACCCUGUCAGACUUAACUCUUCUACUCAUAGAAGCCUUAGAUCUACAAUUUAGCUAUGCAAAUUAUUUGUAACAAUUAAAAAAUAGCAGUUUCAACCAGUGCUUUCUCAGUCAAAUGUAGUCCAAGAAUCGAUAGUCAAGGCAUUUAAUUGGCGUGGGCUCUGAGGUUGGGGCUGGUACAGUGGGAGCGAGCGAGUCCAGAUCUCUAUAACUUGUAGAACACAUUCAGAGCUUGGGUUACAUGGAUGCCCCUCAGACCUCGGAACACUGAGCUCCCAGAGUUGUCUCUGUUACAUGGACUCCUCUCAGACCUCGGAACACUGAGCUCCCAGAGUUGUCUCUGUUACAUGGACUCCUCUCAGACCUCGGAAUACUGAGCUCCCAGAGUUGUAUGUCUGUGUGUAUGCCCUGCUAGCCAGGAAGAGGGCUGUUUCUGUGUUCACAAAUAGUAAAUUAGUAGAAACAAUUUCAGUAGGGAACUGGAACUGGUUUUUAAGCAGCCAGGAAAUUCUGAGAGUAACACGUGACUGCUGUACACUCCAGCAGUCAUCCCAGGCUUGGAGCGUACUUCAUCUUUGCAACAGCCAUAACUCUAGACAGGCCUCCUGGCUAAAGGUUUGUCUGUGAUAAUAUGCAGCUUAUGUUGUAUAAGGGUGGGGGUGAGAUCAUGGGAGAUUGAAUUGCUUAUUAGCUCCAUGGGCUUUGGCAACUCCCCUCCCCCAACAACCCUAAAUAUCCUGCUUUUCAAAUGGACUUACGGGGAAGUGUGCAUGCACACCAAGCAUGAGCAUGUGCUGAGGGGAGCAGGAACCUCACAAUCUAUUGUGCUUAGAUUGGAAACCCGAGGUGGUAGUAGGUAUACCAACUAUGCUUGUAAUCCUAGCCCUCAAGAAACUGAAGCAGGAAGACCAUUUUGGGCUAUGUAUACAGUGAGACCAUGGGGAAAGGCAAAGGUCAGGCCCUGCAUAUUUUCUCUCUAUUUGUCUUUCAUGGAAUGUUUUAAGGGUCUCAAGAAGUCCAGUCACUCUGGUGUAUUCUAAAUUCCUAUUAUCUGUAACACUACUAAAUGAUGCAGGAUGACACUUAAGAUACUUGAUCCCCUUAGGUCUGCUGUGUCCCCUCUGGGAGGGAUGAAGUAGCUGUUCAAGAAAGUAAGUGAACCACAUUAGGUCAGAUCCUUCUUUUUUUUUUUUUUUUUGGUUUUUUUCGAGACAGGGUUUCUCUGUGUAGCCCUGGCUGUCCUGGCACUAAUGGCUUAUCUCUUUAGUCCUUCCCCUUGAGUAACGCUACUUAAGUAUCUGUAUUCCUGGCUUAAAGAUUUUGUCUGGAACUCUUCUAGGAAUUAAUGUGUGGAUCAUAUAUUUAUGACUUACAACUAAAAAUGAAGUUUCCUAGUCUGGGAGCAUGAAGCAAGGAGCUGGGGUAUGUUUUGCUGAUUAGUUGAAACAAGAUAGAGGUGGGACUGCCAGUCGCAGGCAGGCAGUAUCUUUAGGUGUGACAUCCAUGGCUCUGGAACUGAGUCCUUGUCUACAGGGGAAGGUUUUCUGGGGCGUUACAUUCCUUGUUCCUACACAGACCUUUUGUUUCCCGCUUCCCUUUGCUUUCCACAUGCCCAGGUCUGAACCAUGGUUUUCUGUGCACUCAGCUAGGUUGCUCUUUCCCAGUAUUACUGCUGGGAGAAGUCCCCCUCCCCCAGGAUGACUUUCUGGCUCCUCUGCUGACUAGUUCCCAGGAAAUCAGCACCUUAAACAGCCAAGUGCUGACCUGCCCACUGCUCACCUUCAGACUCCUUCCUUUCCACUGACUCUUCUGCCCCUGUGUAUCCAAAUUGGUGUAAUCCCUCAACGUCUGUUCUGUGCCACUAGCUUGGCUUUAAGCAGUUUAUGAAUACGUGAGUCCUAUGAUAAUGAACUAAUAUGAAGGCAGUGUCCACCCUCUUUGCUUUUCAGGGACCCAAGUCUGCGCCUUUCCCCUGCCAUGAGUCUGUUUGCUAUAGUCAUCUAGUGUGCUGGGGAGAGAGAGCCAGGCAGGCUGCAUAGUAAUCUACAAUGUAGAGGGCUGAGGGAGGUUUGGGCACUCUCUGCUACCACUACUAGGAUGAUAUUCAGACAAGAGAGGACCUCAUACUGUGACCUGAACCCAGGACCCUCCCUGGAAGAGAGCUCAGCCCAGCUGUGUUUGAGUGAAUGUAUGUAUGUGUUUGCAUGUGUGUGCUCAUGUGCACUGUGGUGUAAAAUGACUGUUAUCUGGUUGUGUAACUUAGGGCAGGCUGGGGACUCACCAGAAGUCUCCUUCAGGCCUGCCCAAAACAGGCUUUUUUCCUUGUACCCUCUUCAGAGGGAUCAGAGAGAGGGUCCAGGUGGGUUGAAGGGGUUGCAACAGAUAACCACUAAGGCCACACUGCUGCCAGAGGAGUUGGGGGGAAGGGGGAGGGAGAUGAGGUUGCCCCAAGGCUCUGGUACCUGGCUUUAGUUUUCUGUCUUCUUUCCUCAGGACGCCCCUGAGGCCCAGGACCUGUGCCUGGCUUAGAGGACCAUCUGUGGCUGGGUGGUCCAGCUGCUGGUGUGAUCAUGGGCUUCCCUCCUCUCUCAGCAGGGCAGACACGUCUGCUCCAGGGACUGGGCGACUGGCUGUUUCUAUGACGUAUUUAUUUUUACUUGUGUUUCAUGUCACUUUUUUAAAAAAAAAAGCAAACAGAACAAUUGUAAGUCAGUAUAACUGCCUAUCAGUUUUCUUUAUUUCUCUUUUUGUAAAAUAAAAUUUAAACUCAA
Messenger RNA from Mus caroli (Ryukyu mouse), 9483 nucleotides. RefSeq names its product RAD54 like 2 (gene Rad54l2). Gene Ontology annotation, cellular component: nucleus. Gene Ontology annotation, molecular function: ATP binding; ATP hydrolysis activity. The record is from RefSeq and is a predicted model, not a curated record. NCBI's taxonomy places the organism in Eukaryota, Metazoa, Chordata, Mammalia, Rodentia, Muridae.